Molecule: messenger RNA, 3155 nt
Organism: Ziziphus jujuba (common jujube)
Lineage: Eukaryota; Viridiplantae; Streptophyta; Magnoliopsida; Rosales; Rhamnaceae
Product: DNA ligase 1
Biological process (GO): DNA repair; DNA biosynthetic process; lagging strand elongation
Cellular component (GO): nucleus; mitochondrion
Molecular function (GO): ATP binding; DNA ligase (ATP) activity; DNA binding
Source: RefSeq, a predicted model, not a curated record
UCUUAAAUAAAAAUUUAUUCAAUAAAGUCUUACAUUAUUAAUUUAAAAAAAUAAACCCAAAAAAAUAAAAAUAAAAAUUAAUUAGCAUAACAUAUUAUUGCUGAUCACAAUCCAUUACGUAUACCGUGGUCAGCUUUGUGCCUUGUUCAUGUUUAUCGUAUAUUUGUUUUUACACCCUCUCUCUCUCUCUCUCUCUCUCUCUCUCUCUCUCUCUCGCUAUGUAUAAAAUACAAAAAAUACAAAAAAUAGGCGCGAAAAUUAAACCAUCAAUGUCGUCUGGUCGUUGUGCCACAAGUCUCCCAACCCUACCUCUAAACAUGUCUUCUCGCCCUACUGCUUUCGAAGCUCUCAUGGCUGGCGCUCGAGCGGCAACCAAGAUGAAAACGCAGUCGUCUGACCCUAAGAAACGGAAAGCUGUUGAUUCAAAUCCCCCGCCAAAACCCGAUUCGCCGCCAAAUUCGGUUGGUUCUCGGGAAGCGGGGGCGGCGGCUCCGGCUGCCAAGAGAGCUUGUUUUAGGUGGGCUUUAAGGAGCAGCGGCAGCGUUGAGGAAGAGGAGGAGGAGGAGGAGGAGGAGGAGGAGGAGGAGAGGAGGGGGGUUUCGGAACUGAAGAGUAAAAUCACUGAAUUGAAGAAGAAGGCUUGGGAUUUCAAACCGGAAUCGGUUGCCAGUUGUUGGAAACACAGACAGAGCGAGAGUGAGAGAGUGCCAUUCCUGUUCCUUUCUUUGGCUUUCGAUUUGAUUGCUAACGAGACGCGACGGAUUGUGAUUACGGAUAUAGUGUGUAACAUGUUGAGGACUGUCAGGCAUACCACCACCACCACCACCACGCAUGAGGAUCUAUUGGCCGUUGUUUAUCUUUCGGCCAAUCGGAUUGCCCCUGCUUACCAAGGUUUGGAGCUAGGAAUUGGGGAUGCUUCAAUCAUUAACGCGCUUUCUGAAGCUUAUGGGAGUGGUAAAUCCGAGGUUAAAACACAAUACAAGGAUCUGGGAGAUUUGGGUCUUGUUGCAAAAGUAAGUCGUUCAUCGCACAAUAUGAUUCGUAGGCGCCCUAAUCCAUUAACUGUUGCUAACGUUCUCAAAACAUUCCGUCUCAUCGCCAAGGAAUCUGGGAAGGAUAGUCAAAUGAAGAAGAAGAACCAUAUCAAGGCACUUCUCCUCGCAGCCACUGACUGUGAACCCCAAUAUUUGAUUCGUUUGCUUCAGGCUAAGUUGCGAAUUGGAUUCUCAGAGCAAACUCUGUUGGCUGCUUUGGGACAAGCUGCUAUAUUUAAUGACCAAUCUACCCCAUCUCCUAGUAUUCAGUCUCGUCUAGAAGAGGCUGUAAAGAUUGUUAAACAGGUGUACUCUGUGCUUCCAGAUUAUGGUGUAUGGGAUCUUCAGAAGACUUGUAACUUUACUGUAGUUGUUCCUGUUGGACCUAUGCAAGCAAAUCCAACUAAGGGGGUAUCUAAGAUUGUACAAAAGUUCCAGGACACAGAAUAUACCUGUGAAUACAAAUAUGAUGGAGAACGUGCUCAGAUACAUUACUUGGAGGAUGGUUCAGUGACUUCAGUUGAGAUAUAUAGUAGAAAUGCUGAAUGAAAUACUGGAAAGUUUCCUGAUGUUGUUGCCGCAGUGUUAAAGCAGUCAUCUGUCAGGUCAUUUGUUCUGGAUUGCGAGCUGGUUGCUUAUGACCGUGAAAAACAGAAAAUUCUGCCCUUCCAGAUACUCAGUACUCGAGCUCGGAAAAACGUGGUUAUGAGUGAGAUUAAGGUUGAUGUUUGCAUAUAUGCAUUUGAUAUUUUGUAUCAUAAUGGUCGACCACUUAUUCAGGAAGAACUCAAAGUUCGGAGAGAGUGUCUUUAUGGGUCUUUUGAAGAAGAAGCCGGAUAUUUUCAGUUUGCUACAGCAAUAACUUCUAACGAUAAUCAAAUACAGAAGUUUUUUGAUGCUUCUGUUGAUGGAAGUUGUGAGGGUUUGAUUAUCAAGACUUUGAAUAAAGAUGCUACAUAUGAACCUUCCAAGCGAUCCCUAAACUGGCUGAAAUUGAAGAAAGACUAUGUGGACGGUAUAGGGGAUUCACUGGAUUUUGGUACCUAUUGCAGCUUUUCAUUGCCGGGAAAACGUACAGGCGUCUAUGGUGCCUUUCUUCUGGCUUGUUAUGACAACAGUAACGAAGAGUUCCAAAGCAUUUGUAAAAUAGGUACUGGAUUUUCUGAAGCAAUGCUUGAAGAACGUUCUGCUAGCCUCCGAUCUGAAGUGAUUCCUCAACCAAAAUCGUACUAUCGGUAUUCAGAUACCAUUAGUCCAGAUGUGUGGUUUGAACCCACUGAGGUUUGGGAGGUGAAAGCUGCAGACUUGACUAUCAGCCCAGUUCAUCGUGCUGCAGUCGGCAUAGUAGAUCUAGAUAAGGGUAUUUCCCUUCGAUUUCCACGACUUGUUCGUGUUCGGGAAGACAAGACUCCAGAGCAAGCCUCAUCGUCUUAACAGGUUGCCGAUAUAUAUACUGCUCAAAGUCGCAACCACAAAAUCAGGACGUUCAUAUUGUAAAUAGGGUUAACAUAAAAUAAUCAUUGGUUGUAUUUAGAAUUAUUUUAAUUUUAUUUAUUUUUUUUUAAAAAAGAACAUGGCCGUGUUUUUUCUUUUUCUUUUUUUAACAACAUAUGAGUUUUAUUUUUAUUAUUUUUAAAAUACAGGCAACAAUUUCUUUCUUUUUUUUUGGGGGGUUUACACAAGUAGCAAUGUUAGAGAUGUUUAUUUGGUCAAAUUCCCUCAAAAAUAUAUUCAAAUUUUAAAAAAAGUACACUAAUUAAAAAGGUCGUUCAAUAAUCAUGAGCUAGAAAACAAAAUCAUAUGAAAUAACAAGUUUAUUUAUUAAUUAAUAAAGUUUAAAAUUUAGAAUAAUAAAUGCAACUAUCCCAAUCCGGGAUUAACCCGGGAGGCAGCUUGCUAUAUCAUACAAAGGCAUCUCCUUCGAGUGAUUGCAAAAAUUGUCGAAGACAUAAUGCUCCAUUCUUAGAGGUCUCUCCGAUAAGAAGAUCAGAAAAUACCUUCUUUUUUUUUUUAAGAGAUAAUGCCUUGAUUAGUGGGGCCAAAUAUCUAAUUAUAAAUAACUUUUCUUAUAAAUGCCGCAUGUAUUUUGUAAAAGUUAAAAUUUGAGUUUUAUCUGUGUAA